UACUUCGUCCGGCGCGCCAUUUUGCUGGAGUUUGAAUGUGAGGUACAGGGGAGGCUGUGCCGCUAACUUGAGGCCUUAACAGAUUUCCGCUUGUUGUUCCUACCUCCUCGCAGACAGAUUUGCCGUCAUGGAGCUGAGCGAUGCCAAUUUCCAGGCCUUAACGGAGUAUCUGAAGAAGACUCUCGACCCGGACCCAGCCGUGAGACGACCAGCUGAAAAGUACCUGGAAUCCGUGGAAGGCAAUCAGAACUACCCGCUGCUCCUGCUGACGCUGGUUGAGCGCUCCCAGGAUAACGUCAUCAAAGUCUGUUCUUCUGUAACCUUCAAAAAUUACAUCAAGCGGAACUGGAGAGUUAUCGAAGACGAGCCCAAUAAGAUCUGUGAAUCUGACAGAGUUGCAAUCAAAGCCAACAUUAUAAACCUGAUGCUCAGCAGCCCGGAGCAGAUUCAGAAGCAGCUUAGUGAUGCCAUCAGUAUCAUAGGACGUGAAGACUUCCCACAGAAAUGGCCUGAUCUGCUGACGGAGAUGGUGAACCGCUUCCAAAGCGGAGACUUCCAUGUCAUCAAUGGCGUCCUCCACACCGCUCACUCUCUGUUCAAAAGGUAUCGGCAUGAGUUCAAAUCGAGUGAAUUAUGGACAGAGAUUAAGCUUGUACUGGACACUUUUGCCGCACCUCUGACCAGUCUUUUUACGGGGACGAUUGAGCUUUGCAACACUCACGCCAAUGAUGUCAACGCACUAAAAAUCCUUUUUUCCUCUCUGAUUCUAAUUGCAAAGCUCUUCUACAGUUUAAACUUCCAGGAUCUCCCAGAAUUUUUUGAAGAUAACAUGGAGACUUGGAUGACAAACUUCCACAACCUUUUAACGUUGGACAACAAACUUUUACAAACGGAAGAUGAAGAGGAGGCUGGUUUGCUUGAGCUGCUGAAAUCCCAAAUCUGUGACAAUGCUGCCUUAUAUGCCCAGAAAUACGACGAGGAGUUCCAGCCGUACUUGCCGCGAUUUGUCACCGCUAUCUGGAAUCUGUUGGUCACCACGGGCCAAGAAGUGAAAUAUGACUUGCUGGUAAGCAAUGCCAUCCAGUUUCUGGCUUCUGUCUGCGAGAGGCCGCACUACAAGAACUUGUUUGAGGAUCCCAGCACGCUGACCAGUAUCUGUGAAAAGGUGAUUGUUCCAAACAUGGAAUUCAGAGCUGCUGAUGAAGAGGCCUUUGAAGACAAUUCAGAGGAAUAUAUAAGAAGGGACUUGGAGGGAUCUGACAUUGACACCAGACGGCGUGCAGCUUGCGAUUUAGUACGCGGCCUGUGCAAGUUCUUUGAGGCCCCCGUGACCAACAUCUUCUCUGGUUACGUCAGUUCAAUGCUACAGGAGUUUGCCAAGAAUCCAUCGGUGAACUGGAAGCACAAAGACGCGGCCAUUUAUUUGGUAACCUCCUUGGCUUCCAAGGCUCAGACGCAGAAGCACGGAAUUACGCAGGCAAACGAACUGGUCAAUUUAACGGAAUUUUUAGUUAACCAUAUUCUCCCGGAUUUAAAGUCUGCGAACGUUAAUGAAUAUCCAGUGCUGAAGGCAGACGGGAUCAAGUAUGUGAUGAUUUUCAGGAAUCAAGUUCCCAAGGAACACAUUCUGUCUGCUGUCCCGCUGCUCAUCAAUUAUCUCCAGGCAGAAAGUAUAGUGGUUCACACGUAUGCAGCGCAUGCCCUGGAGCGCUUAUUCACUAUGAGAGGAGGAACCGCCAACUCAACCCUCAUCACCGUUGCAGAGAUGAUGCCGUAUGUAGAAAUCCUUCUCGCUAAUUUGUUCAAAGCUCUUUCAUCGCCAGCCUCGUCGGAAAAUGAAUACAUCAUGAAAGCAAUAAUGAGGAGCUUUUCGCUGCUGCAGGAAGCCAUAAUCCCGUAUAUUCCUACCGUCAUCACUCAGCUGACCCAAAAACUGCUGCAAGUUAGCAAGAAUCCGAGUAAACCUCAUUUCAAUCACUACCUGUUUGAAUCCAUUUGCCUGUCUAUCCGGAUAACGUGCCGAGCAAACCCAGCCGCUGUUGGGAGCUUUGAGGAGGCCCUGUUCAUCGUUUUCACAGAGAUAUUACAGAGCGACGUGCAAGAGUUUAUCCCGUAUGUGUUUCAAGUCAUGUCCCUGCUGCUGGAAAUACACAAAAAUGAAAUCCCGGCGUCGUACAUGGCCCUGUUCCCCCAUCUCCUGCAGCCCAUCCUGUGGGAGAGGACGGGGAAUAUCCCUCCCUUGGUGAGGCUGCUGCAGGCGUACAUGGAGAGGGGCUCGACCACCAUAGCCGCAAACGCCUCUGAUAAAAUUCCCGGGUUGCUUGGUGUUUUCCAAAAGCUGAUCGCCUCCAGAGCCAACGAUCAUCAAGGAUUUUAUUUACUGAACAGCAUCAUCGAACACCUGCCCGUGGAGUGCCUCGAGCAGUAUAAGAAGCAGAUAUUCAUUGUGCUUUUCCAGAGGCUGCAGAACUCCAAAACCACCAAGUUCGUUAAGAGUUUCUUGGUGUUUUUGAAUCUGUACUGCGUGAAAUACGGAGCCAUCGCACUGCAAGAAAUGUUCGACAGCAUUCAGCCAAAAAUGUUCGGCAUGGUUGUGGAGAAAAUCAUCAUCCCGGAAAUACAGAAAGUGUCCGGGCCGAUCGAGAAGAAAAUCUGCGCUGUUGGAAUUACAAAGAUCCUGACGGAGUGUCCUGCUAUGAUGGACACGGAGUACACCAAGCUGUGGACUCCGCUCUUACAGGCUUUGAUCGGUCUGUUUGAGCUUCCCGAAGAUGACACCAUUCCCGAUGACGAGCACUUCAUAGACAUCGAGGACACCCCGGGCUACCAGACGGCCUUUUCCCAGCUGGCGUUCGCCGGCAAAAAGGAACACGACCCUAUCGGCGAAAUGGUCAGCAACCCCAAGAUCCUGCUGGCGCAGUCUCUGCACAAGCUGUCCACCGCGUGCCCGGGCCGGGUCUCCUCCAUGAUCAGCACGAGUCUGAACGCCGAGGCGCUCCAGUUCCUCCAAGGAUAUCUUCAGGUUGCCAGCGUGUCGUUGGUCUGAGUCUGGACCUGCGCAGAAAACCUUCGACGGCCCGUUUUUAACCGCGCCGCCGCGAAGCACUUCGGGGUUUCUUCACUUAUAGCUGCAUGGUCAAAGUGUUACCCCGUCCCGGACUGCUAACCAAGGCCUCCGGCCUCUCCUCGCGUGUUUUCUUUUCUACAGCCCCAAACCGGGGUUUAAACGCCCCCCCCCCCGUAUCCUUGCAGUGAUCUCACAAAGUAACCUGUCGGCGGCUCGAUCUCAUACGAGGAAUAACGGAUUUAAGGUUCACGCUGUUUCACUCGAGUCUUAUUCUUGCAGGGGAAUAAGUUAAUUUAUUGUACAGAUUAAUCGGCGUCUAGGAAUCCUCUCCAAGUAACAGCACUUAUUCCCCCCCUCCCCUCAUGUUUAUUUUGAUAUCAUUCUCUGAAUCUGCCUUUUUUUUUUUCUAUCUUCAUUCUUAACUGUUUCUUUUUUUUCCCAAACUGUGAAUAAAUAAGAAGCAUUUGCUCAAAACUCUUAGUAA
This is a messenger RNA of Spea bombifrons (plains spadefoot toad), 3551 nucleotides long. RefSeq names its product chromosome segregation 1 like (gene CSE1L). Gene Ontology annotation, cellular component: nuclear envelope; cytosol. The record is from RefSeq and is a predicted model, not a curated record. Bases 128 to 3046 code for a protein of 972 amino acids. Gene Ontology annotation, molecular function: nuclear export signal receptor activity; small GTPase binding. The transcript is spliced from 25 exons. Gene Ontology annotation, biological process: protein export from nucleus; protein import into nucleus. Lineage: Eukaryota; Metazoa; Chordata; Amphibia; Anura; Pelobatidae.